This is a messenger RNA of Penicillium bovifimosum, 3393 nucleotides long. Its product is annotated as proteasome regulatory particle base subunit RPN2. Gene Ontology annotation, cellular component: proteasome regulatory particle, base subcomplex; nucleus; proteasome complex. Gene Ontology annotation, molecular function: enzyme regulator activity. Gene Ontology annotation, biological process: regulation of protein catabolic process; proteasome-mediated ubiquitin-dependent protein catabolic process. The transcript has 5 exons. Lineage: Eukaryota; Fungi; Ascomycota; Eurotiomycetes; Eurotiales; Aspergillaceae. Bases 1 to 3393 code for a protein of 1130 amino acids. The record is from RefSeq and is a predicted model, not a curated record.
AUGGUCGGACUCGUAUCGGCCGCCGGUUUGGUUGGCUUCCUCUCCGAGCCUGACCCAGAGCUCAAGGUCUUUGCUCUGAAGACAUUAGAUUCUCAGAUCGAUCAUUUGUGGACAGAGGUUGUCAACGCUGUUCCUGAAAUCGAGGCUCUCUAUGAAGAUGAAUCCUUUCCAGAACGUGGCCUUGCUGCGCUAGUCGCAUCGAAGGUAUAUUAUCAUCUGCAGGAAUAUAACGAGAGCAUGGUUCUUGCUCUUGGCGCUGGAAAGCUGUUCAAGUUGGAAAACGGCGGCGAAUAUGAGGAGACUAUUAUCGCUAAAUGUGUCGAUACCUUCAUCUCUCUGUCCGCCGCCCAACGACCUAUCGCCGGUGACCAAUCAGCCAACCUCAACACUGCGUUCCCUGCAUCAGGCGACGGCGCCAGCAGCACAUCUGCCAGCCUCACCUCCCAUAUUACACCCUUCUCUAAAUCCGCAUUGCCCUCGAAAUCGUUGCUCUCGCGCGCGGAAGUCCCAGGCGUCGACGCUGCACACCCUGGUGGCGAUGACAGUAGCGUCCAGCACGAGGAAAUGAACCUCGUACUGAAGCGUGGUGUACAACGCCAAUUGCAAAACGUCAUCGAACGUCUGUUCGAAGCAUGCUUCCGGCAAAAGCGAUACCGUCAAGUCAUUGGAAUCGCCAUCGAGGCAAAGAGCUUGGAUGUGCUCCGCAUGGCCAUUCUUCGCGCUAGCAGUGAUGAGAAACAGGAGGAGGGUGACUCUCGGGGAAGCGAGGAGCUCAUGGAAUAUGUUUUGGACAUCUGUAUGGGCGUUGUUCAGGAACGGGCUUUCCGCAGCGAGAUUCUUAAGCUCAUUUUGGAACUCCUGAAUGAGAUUCCGGCCCCUGACUACUUCUCAAUCGCCAAAUGCGUUGUCUACCUCAAUGAGCACUCGAUGGCCUCUGUCAUACUUCGCCAGCUAGUUGAGAAGGGUGAUGCACGAUCUCUCGCCGUUGCGUACCAGAUUUCGUUUGACCUUUACGACAAUAGCACUCAAGAGUUCCUUCAGAAGGUUCGGCAAGAGAUCUCUGAGCUCGUUCCCGAGGAUGAGAACGACAAGGAAAACCGAGCGUUGGAGUCCGAGCCUACAGAGUCCGACGCAUUGCUAGAAGACCAGGGAAGCUCCUCUCGGUCGGAUAAGCGUUCAGACCUGCCGGAGGACGCGAUCACUGCCUUUAAGAACAUUCUUUCGAUCCUCGAUGGAAUUAAGACUAUCCAGUUGAAUCUGGAAUUCUUAUACAGAAACAAUAAGGCUGACAUCGCGAUUUUGAAUAAGAUUCGUGAUAGUCUCGAGGCUCGCAACUCUAUCUUCCAUACCGCAGUCACACUUUCGAACGCGUUCAUGCAUGCCGGAACGACUCACGACAAAUUCUUCCGCGACAACCUGGAGUGGCUCGGCAAGGCCGUGAACUGGUCUAAAUUCACAGCCACUGCUGCUUUGGGAUGUAUCCACCGCGGCAAUCUAAGUCAAGGGCAAAAGCUUCUUCAGCCUUACCUACCCCGUGAACACAUCGCUGGAGUUGGAGGCUCAGGAUCUGUCUACAGCCAGGGUGGUUCUCUCUACGCAUUUGGUCUCAUCUACGCCAACCACGGAGGUAUGGCUGUUGAUAUCAUUCGUGACCACUUCAAGAAAGCAACGGAAGAGGUUGUUCAGCAUGGUGGUGCUCUGGGCCUCGGUGUCGCGGGUAUGGCGACAGGCGACGAGGGCAUUUACGAGGACCUGCGAAGCGUUCUUUACACUGAUUCCGCUCUCAAUGGUGAGGCUGUUGGUCUCGCCAUGGGUCUUAUCAUGCUUGGCACCGGCAACAUGAGGGCGUUGGAGGACAUGAUUCAGUACGCUCACGACACACAGCACGAGAAGAUCGUUCGCGGUCUGGCUAUGGGUAUGGCCUUGAUCAUGUAUGGACGCCAGGAAGGAGCCGAUGAGCUUAUCAACGGUCUUCUUGGUGACCCCGACCCAACUCUUCGCUACGGUGGUAUCAUGACCAUCGCUCUUGCUUACUGUGGCAGUGGCAGCAACAAGGCAGUCCGCAAGCUUUUGCACGUCGCUGUGAGUGAUGUGAACGACGACGUGCGCCGAGUGGCCGUCCUCAGCUUGGGAUUCAUUCUGUUCCGCAAGCACCAGAGCGUUCCUCGUAUGGUCGAGCUGCUUUCCGAGUCAUACAACCCUCACGUCCGUUACGGUGCCGCCAUGGCGCUUGGUAUCUCCUGCGCCGGCACUGGUCUGGACGAAGCUAUCGAUCUUCUAGAGCCUAUGCUCAAGGACUCGACCGACUUUGUUCGCCAGGGUGCUUUGAUCUCUCUUGCUAUGGUUCUCGUUCAGCAGAACGAGGCCAUGAACCCUCGCGUGACCAGCCUCCGCAAGGCCAUGAUGAAGAUGCUUGGUGACCGUCACGAGGAUGCUAUGGCUAAGUUCGGCUGUGCCAUUGCCCUCGGUAUCAUUGAUGCUGGUGGUCGAAACUGCACUAUUAGCUUGCAGACGCAGACAGGUAACCUCAACAUGCCUGGUAUUGUUGGUGCUGCUGUCUUUGUGCAAUACUGGUACUGGUUCCCUCUCACACACUUCUUGUCGCUCAGCUUCACACCCACUUCUGUGAUCGGUGUUGAUCAGAAGCUCGAGGUGCCACACUUCAAGUUCCACAGCAACACCCGCCCCAGCCUCUUUGACUACCCUCCUGAGCAACAGGUGAAGACCGAGGAGGCCCCGGAGAAGGUGAAGACUGCUGUGCUUUCUACAACUGCCCAGGCCAAGCGUCGGGCACAACGUCGGGAGAAACAAGCCCGCCGUGAGAGCAUGGACAUUGACCAGGCGCCUACAACCCCUAAGGCUGAUCAGCUUCCGGAUGCAAUGGAGACCGACGAAGCACCCAAGGAGGAGGGCGAAGAGGCUAAGGAGACAGAGAAAGCUGCCGCGGAGGGGUUGAGAAAGAAGGUGGAGCGGGAAAAGGUCGGAUAUGAGCUGGACAACCUGUCAAGGGUACUACCAGCUCAGCUCAAGUACCUUACCUUCCCCGACCCGCGAUAUGAGCCGGUCAAGAGGCCUACUGGUGGUGUCGUCGUCGUGCUCGACAAGCAACCCGAUGAGCCUCGCGAGGUCAUCGAAUUGAAGGCCAGCAAGGAAAUCCGCCAAGCGCCUCCUGCGACCGAAACCCUCCAGGACCGCCUGCAAGCCGCUAUCGGAACCGCUGCUCUCCAGACCCCUCAACGGGCCGACGCUCGGACUGCUCUUUCGGCUGCCACUUCAGGUGGUGCUGCCGCUGGCGCUGGUGUUUUGACCGCAGUAGACGAGGACGAGGAGGGCGUGGAAGAUGCACCUGUCCCCAACGAAUUCUCGUACGAGUCAGAUGGCGAGGAAGAGUAG